UAAUGUAAUCACUGACAGCAAACUGAGCGGAUGCUUUUCUCUGAAGAGCAUGAUUCUUUCCGGAAAUAAAACUCCGUUGCACCAGCUGACUGCCAUAGACAAAUGGCGCUCCCGGUAUUGUUGGCACGACUGGCGUAGUGAGAAAGUCUUUGGCUAUUAGCGUUUGUUUAAUUCUGUCCGGUAGACAUUAUGGAUGAAGAACCAGAGAGAGCCAAGCGCUGGGAAGGGGGCUACGAGAGGACAUGGGAGGUGCUGAAGGAGGACGAAUCUGGCUCACUCAAAGCCACGGUGGAGGAGAUCUUGUUCCAGUCCAAAAGGAAAAGGGUGAUAGAGAGCCAUGGACAAGUAAGGCUUGGAAUGAUGCGUCACCUCUAUGUGGUGAUUGACUGUUCAAGAAGUAUGGAAGACCAGGACUUGAAACCAAAUCGCCUCACCUCUACUCUAAAGCUGAUGGAAGCUUUUGUCGAAGAAUAUUUUGACCAAAACCCCAUCAGUCAGGUGGGCAUUAUCACCACAAAGAAUAAAAGGGCUGAGAAGCUGACUGACCUGGCAGGAAAUCCAAAGAAGCACACUGAUGCUCUGAAGAAAGCUGUGGACACUGUGUGUGUAGGAGAGCCAUCCCUGUACAACUCUCUUAACCUGGCCAUACAGACCCUCAAGCACAUGCCUGGACAUACGAGCCGGGAGAUCCUGAUCAUCCUCAGCAGCCUCACCACAUGUGAUCCAGCCAACAUCUACGAGCUGAUCAAGACCCUGAAGUCUCUGAAGGUGAGGGUGUCGGUGAUUGGACUGUCAGCAGAGGUCCGUGUGUGUACAGUGUUGACCAGGGAGACGGGCGGCUUGUACCAUGUUAUCCUGGACGAGAGUCACUUCAAAGAGCUGCUGAUGCUGCAUGUCAAACCUCCUCCAGCCAGCUCCUCAUCUGAAUGCUCUUUAAUACGCAUGGGUUUCCCUCAGCACACCAUCGCCUCUAUUACUUUCCAAGAUGCCAAGCCUUCGUUCAGCAUGGCUCAUCUGGACAGCGGCAGCGGCCCAGGUCUGUCUCUGGGAGGAUACUUUUGUCCGCAGUGUCACGCCAAGUACACAGAGCUUCCCGUGGAGUGUAAAAUCUGUGGUUUGACUCUGGUGUCAGCCCCCCAUCUUGCCAGAUCCUUCCACCACCUCUUUCCGCUCCAAGACUUUAUAGAGAGUGCUGUGGAGGAGCUUCAAGGAGACAGGUUCUGUCAAGCUUGUCAAGGGGAGUUGAAAGAUAAAAGUAUAUUUAUCUGCCCAUCAUGUUGCAGUGCGUUCUGUGUGGAGUGUGAUCUCUUCAUCCACGACUCGCUGCACUGCUGCCCCUGCUGUAUUCACAAUCAGAGCGCCCCCUGAAGCUGACUGUCUGACAGUGGUCAGACUCAGCGGUCAACAAGGGCUCAAUGAAUUUGCUCUUAUUGGCUCAUCAUAUCCUUCAUAUUAGUCUUGUCCACCUCUGAUGGGACAUAUAUGAUGCACACAGGCUGUCAGUGGACCAUCCAAAUGGUCAAAGGUGUUGAAAGAUUACCACAAAAUAUUGGAUAAUUUCAGUUGAUCCACAUGGUAGUUGGAAGCAGUUGUUUUCUUGCUAAAGAUGAUACCAAGUUGGAGCAAAGCUCCUGUCUGCUCUGUGAACUGCAUCUGAGCCAUUAUAUAUGUCAGAACUGUUUUGUACUACAAUUCUGUUGGUGACAUGGUAAUAAACAUAUUUUUUUGAAAUUGAAA
Messenger RNA from Micropterus dolomieu (smallmouth bass), 1737 nucleotides. It is a transcript of the gene gtf2h2, whose product is annotated as general transcription factor IIH, polypeptide 2. Gene Ontology annotation, biological process: DNA-templated transcription; nucleotide-excision repair; regulation of transcription by RNA polymerase II. The coding region runs from base 190 to 1368 and encodes 392 amino acids. The record is from RefSeq and is a predicted model, not a curated record. Gene Ontology annotation, cellular component: transcription factor TFIIH core complex; transcription factor TFIIH holo complex. The transcript is spliced from 15 exons. NCBI's taxonomy places the organism in Eukaryota, Metazoa, Chordata, Actinopteri, Centrarchiformes, Centrarchidae. Gene Ontology annotation, molecular function: zinc ion binding.